AUCCGCUCCUCAACUCAACGGUCGAAUCCCCUCGAAUUCGAAUCCUAGCCGGAGCGACACCCAGACCCACCUCGCAUGGCGGCGGCGGCGGCGGCGGCGACGGCGAAGGCGGCGGAACAGAUCCUGGUGCUCGACGAGGAGACUCUGGCGCUGAUGGGGAGCCACGUCGCGGUGGCGCCGGGCGCCGAGUUGGAGGCGUCCAAGGAGAACGUGCGGCCGCUCAAGCGCGGGCGCGACGUGGCCCUCCUCAACCGCGCGCUCAAAGCGCACGCCAACCCCGCACAGCGCGCCGCCCUCCUCGCCGAAAGGAGGAGCAUGAUCGAGGCCAUCGAGGAGUACCGCGGCGAAGAUCCACUCCAACCGUGGCUAGACUGCAUCAAGUGGGUUCAGGAGUCGUUCCCGUCCGGCGGGGAGUGCUCGGGGCUGGUGGUGAUGUACGAGCAGUGCGUGCGGGCCUUCUGGCACGACGAGCGAUACAAGGACGACCUCCGCUACCUCAAAGUGUGGCUGGAAUACGCUGGGAAUUGCGCUGAUACCGAGGUGAUAUUCAGGUUCUUGGAGGCCAACCAGAUUGGGCAGGGCCAUGCCAUUUACUACAUGUCUUAUGCGGCACUGAUGGAGUCGAAGAACAAGCUGAGGAAAGCCAAUGAGAUUUUUAACAUUGGUAUAGAAAGGAAAGCAAAGCCUGUGGAGAAGUUGGAAGCAGUAUAUAGGACAUUUCUUCGAAAAACAACCAAAAGGAGGGAACACUCUGAGGAUGAUACAUCAAAUGAUGAUCAGCCAGUGCGCAGCUUCGGGAGUGACUUGAACCGUGGAGGCCGGAAUGCAGAGAACUCCCACCUGGGGAAACCAAGGGCACUGCAAAGAAUCGAUGCUAACAGGCUACUUUCAGUUUACAAAGAUGAGAAGUCGUUACCAAAUCAGGGCCUUGAUAGAAUAAGGAGCAAAGAAAAUAACACGAGCUGGCGCACCCUUGGAACACAAGCAGAUAGGAACAAAGAAAAUAACAUGAUGCCUGCUAAAUGGACGUCGCACAAGGUUCCACAAAAGUUAGGAGCGAGAGCAACAGUUCAGUCAACUCGAGCCAGUUCCAUUGAGGUCUUCGUAGACGAUGAAUGUGCACAGGAACUGGCUCGGCAAGUGCCAAAGAGCCCAAAUCCUUCUGUUCUGAAGCUCAGGCAAGCAACAAGCAAAAACCUUAAGAAGGAAACUGAAUUGCUUAAGGAGAACCCGCUGCGCAACUUCCCUCUGAGCAGCCUUAGAUAAAUCAGCAUUUGCUGAUUCUGCGCAACAUUUUUAUUUAUUGAUUUUGUUAUUUGGUUGUUGUGCGGUUGUGCCUUUAUGCCCAAAUAAGCUUUAGCCUCUAAAGCUUACACUAAUAGCCCGUGGGCUUAUUUGAGUGUUGUAAUCUUCUACUCUAAGUUGAUUGUUCAAUCCUCUCGAGGAUUGGAUAGACCUGCAGAUCUCGAGUGCCUAUGCAAAUCUAAUAGCUUCACUAA
This is a messenger RNA of Phragmites australis (common reed), 1499 nucleotides long. RefSeq names its product mitotic spindle checkpoint protein BUBR1-like. The transcript has 11 exons. Gene Ontology annotation, molecular function: protein kinase activity. The record is from RefSeq and is a predicted model, not a curated record. Gene Ontology annotation, biological process: mitotic spindle assembly checkpoint signaling; meiotic sister chromatid cohesion, centromeric. Lineage: Eukaryota; Viridiplantae; Streptophyta; Magnoliopsida; Poales; Poaceae. The coding region runs from base 76 to 1266 and encodes 396 amino acids.